This is a messenger RNA of Aphanomyces astaci, 3355 nucleotides long. RefSeq lists its product as hypothetical. The record is from RefSeq and is a predicted model, not a curated record. Gene Ontology annotation, cellular component: AP-4 adaptor complex; AP-2 adaptor complex; membrane coat. Bases 75 to 3227 code for a protein of 1050 amino acids. The transcript has 4 exons. Gene Ontology annotation, biological process: clathrin-dependent endocytosis; intracellular protein transport. Gene Ontology annotation, molecular function: clathrin-cargo adaptor activity. NCBI's taxonomy places the organism in Eukaryota, Oomycota, Saprolegniomycetes, Saprolegniales, Verrucalvaceae.
CUCAAAACAGAGGUGCAGGCAUCUUUGGAUCUCGCCACCUUCGUCUUAAGUGACUUGUUCCCAUCACCAGCGCGAUGUCGGGCAGCCAUCUCUCCAAGGAUUUCUUUGAGCUCGUCAAGAGCAUCGGCGAAUCCAAGUCGAAGCAGGAAGAGGACCGCAUCAUCGUCUCCGAAGUUGCGCAACUGAAGCGCAAGAUGACCGAGUUGAGCCAAGCGUCCAACUCGCAGGCCGCGCAGGCGAACAAGAAGAAGCAAAAGGAGUUCUUGAUUCGACUCAUGUACGUGGAAAUGCUCGGACACGAUGCUUCCUUCGGGUACAUCAAGGCCGUGGAAAUGACUGCGUCCACAAACCUUAUCCAGAAGCGCGUGGGGUACCUCACGUGCUCGUUGACGCUGUCCCCGACCCACGAGUUCCGGUUCAUGAUCAUCAACCAACUGCAGCGCGACCUCCAGUCCGCGAACCACCUCGAAGUGUGCUCAGCCCUCAUGGCCGUGUGCAAGCUCGUGACCACGGAGAUGAUUCCUGCUGUGCAGCCUAUGAUCAUCGAGUCCCUUCGCCACGACAUUGAACUCGUCCGGAAGAAGGCCGUGAUGGCGCUCCAUCGAUUCCAUCAACUCAAUCCCGAUAGCGUGGCCGGCCUCGGCGACAGUCUGCGCCGCACCCUAUGCGACCGCGACCCAAGUGUCAUGGGUGCCGCGCUCUGCCUGCUGCACGACGUGGCCGUGAUCACCCCCUCGGCAUACAAAGACCUCGUUCCUAGCUACGUAAGCAUUCUGAAGCAGAUCACCGAGCACCGGUUGCCGCGCGAGUUCGACUACCACCGCAUCCCCGCGCCGUGGAUCCAGAUCCGACUGCUCAAGAUCCUGGCGCUGCUCGGCCAGGCCGACCAAGCCACGAGCGAAGGCAUGUACGAAGUUCUCCACGAUGUCAUGCGCCGCGCCGACACUGGCAUCAACGUGGGCUACGCCAUCAUCUACGAAUGCGUGCGCACUGUCACGACCAUUUACCCCAACUCGACGCUGCUGGACGCGGCCGCCGCCAGCAUUUCCCGCUUUAUCUCGAGCGACAACCACAACUUGAAAUACUUGGGCGUCACGGGCUUGGCGGCCAUUGUCAAGGACCACCCUCGGUAUGCCGCCGCGCAUCAAAUGGCCGUGAUCGACUGCUUGGAAGACCCCGAUGAGACGUUGAAGCGCAAGACACUGGACCUGCUCUACCGCAUGACCAACCCCGUCAACGUCGAGUUUAUCGUGGCCAAGCUCACGACAUUUCUCCGCGAAGCCACGGAUGUGUUUUUGCGUACAGAGUUGGUCUCUCGCAUCACGCAAUGCGCCGAACGGUUUGCCCCAAGCAACGCAUGGUACAUUCAAACCAUGACCAACGUGUUCGAGCUGGGCGGGGACCUGGUCAAGGUGGAAGUCGCGCACAACCUCAUGCGCCUCAUUGCCGAAGGCAGCGGCGACGACGAAGACCAGGACGCGGAGCUGCGCCGCGAUGCCGUCGACACGUACUUGGAGUUGCUGGAAAAGCCUGUGCUGCCAGACAUCCUGGUCUGCACCAUGGCGUGGGUGCUGGGCGAGUACGGGUACCUCUCGGAAGCGAUGCACGUGGACGAGAUCGCCGAGCGGCUGUGUGAGCUGAUCGACCGUCCAUUCGACAACGAAGACGUGACCCGCAGCUACAUUGUGUCGGCCGUGACCAAACUGCUGGCGCAGUUGGAAGGCGGCACGGGACUGCCCGUCGCCGAGGCGAUGAUGCACAAGUACAAGACGUCUCGGCACAUUGACCUACAGCAGCGCUGCCUCGAGUACUUAGCGCUCAAGCCGUACCCGCAGCUGGUGGCCCGCACUCAUCCCGUGGACGCCAGCUGCGAAGACCUGGACGUGGACGUCAACUUGUCGUUUUUGCAGGCAUUUGUCGACACGGCGUUGGCCAAAGGCGCGCCCCGGUACGACCCCCCCGACGACUUGGACGACGACGACGGCUUUGGCGGCCGCCGAGACCACGUCCAGCUCAACAUUGAAGCGUACAAGAAGCCCGAGUUGCCGUACUCUGGUGUCAAACUUCAAAGCAACGAUCCGUUGGGGGCGGGCGUCCCGUGGGCCCCUCCUGGCGGCGGCGGUCCGACCUCGACGUACCCUGCUGCGGGUCCGGCGUCGACGUAUGGAGGGGCGGCUGGUGCCCCCCCGGUGGUGGCUGGAGCUGGUUGGGGAAGCCAACAAAAGUCGGUGCGAAAUGUAUGGGGCCCCACCGGCAUCAACGCGAACGAGCCGCCCCCACAACAGCACCAACCUCAACCGUACGGCAGCAACCAACCCCCGUAUGGCGGAGGCUACCCCCAGCACCAGCAGCCGCCCCAAGGGCCCCCUCCUUCCCAAUACGGAGGCGGUCCGUCGUCCACGUACCAUUCCGAGUACCGCCCCGACGACGAAGACACGGACGACGAACCUGUGGUCGACGAGCGAGCUGUCAUGGCAGCGUCGUUGUUUGGGGGUGUGCCGGGCGCCGCCCCCCCCGCGGCGAAGCGGGGCUCUGUCAAGGCGGACGUCCCCAGCUCGCUGUCCCGCAAAUCGACUGUGAAGAAGACGAUCAAGCGCAAGUCCGCCAAGGCCGAAUCGGAUCAAGGAGGGUUCCUCAACGCCCCCCCGGCCCCCCAGCAACAGCAACAACAACAGCAACCCGCGCACGUCGAUUUACUCGACAUUUCGUUCGACUCGAACUACGCAAGCAAUCCGUUGCCGUCGACCAACAACUACUUGGACCCGUUCGCCCCGCAACCGGCCGCGGCUGCUACCGUGAUUUCCCCGUCACAAGCGCGGGAAGUGCCGCUGGAUCCGUUUCAAAUGAGCGGACUCAUCUCGUCGAUUGUGCCCGACUCCACCAAAUUCCAGCAUCAAGGGCGGGCGUUGGAGCCGUGGCUGAUUUCCACGCAAGAGUUUGGCGGACGAUGGGGCUCGUGCCCGUGUGAAGUCAAGUCGAACGUGGCGACCACGACGAUCCGCACUCUGGACGACUUUUGCCACCGCAUCCAUGCUUCCGACAUCAACCCCGUGGAAGCGAUUCCGCAAACGAGCGAAGUGAUUGCGGCCGGGCGGGUUCAAAACCCUGAGAGUGUGGCGUUGAUUCACUGCAAAGUGCGACAGGGAGGGUUGGACCUGACGGUGCGAACAGCGGACCCAGCCUUCUCGAAUAGCCUGAGCGCGUUCCUCGGCCAAAUUUUGAAGUAAUCGACACGACGGACGCGUGCUGUUUAAAGUGCCAUAUCCAAAUAUAUGCUAUCGAGUUGUGCGGGAGAUGUGACUUCGUUUAUAAUAAUCAGAGAAAAACUUCGACCCGUACUAUGAAUAUCAUCGAU